UGGGGGUUGACGCGGUGACGGGGCGACAUCUCUGCGCCCGCGUUAGCUGCAGAAGCGGCCAGAUUCUCACACCUUAGCUCCCUCUCCCUGCACUUCCCUAAAGUCAGGUUGCCCCUCUGGGUCUUUGAGCCUGCAGCCCGCCUGACUCCCGUGUUAGGACCCCCGUUGUUUCCGCCUCUUAUUUCGCGCCUUCUUUUUUAGGCUUGAAGGGGGCGGGGUUGGAAUGUCUGCGCCACCACCGUUGCCGAGGCGACGACUUGGUUACUUCCGUUGGUCUCAAUGCUUCCGGGUUGGCGCUGCGGUGUUGUUUCCGAAAGUGGGAGCCUCGGCUUCCCAGUCGUCCGAUGAGCCUGAGCAGCACCAGAAAAGUGCCACUGUAAGUCAUGAGAUGUCUGGUCUGAACUGGAAACCCUUUGUAUAUGGCGGCCUUGCCUCUAUCGUUGCUGAGUUUGGAACGUUCCCUGUGGACCUGACCAAAACGCGACUUCAAGUUCAAGGCCAAAGCAUUGAUGUCCGUUUCAAAGAGAUAAAAUACCGAGGAAUGUUUCAUGCCUUGUUCCGAAUCUAUAAAGAAGAAGGCAUAUUGGCUCUGUAUUCAGGAAUCGCUCCUGCUUUACUAAGACAGGCAUCAUAUGGCACCAUUAAAAUUGGCAUUUACCAAAGCUUGAAGAGAUUAUUUGUAGAACGUUUAGAAGAUGAAACGCUUUUAAUUAAUAUGAUAUGUGGGGUAGUGUCAGGGGUGAUAUCUUCCACUAUAGCCAAUCCCACCGACGUGCUAAAGAUUCGAAUGCAAGCUCAAGGAAGCUUGUUUCAAGGCAGCAUGAUUGGCAGCUUCAUUGAUAUAUACCAACAAGAAGGUACCAGGGGUCUCUGGAGGGGUGUUGUCCCAACUGCUCAGCGGGCUGCCAUUGUUGUGGGUGUAGAGCUACCAGUCUAUGAUAUUACGAAGAAGCACUUAAUAUUGUCAGGCGUGAUGGGAGACACAAUCUUGACUCACUUUGUUUCUAGCUUUACCUGUGGCUUGGCUGGGGCUCUGGCUUCCAAUCCAGUUGAUGUGGUUCGAACUCGCAUGAUGAACCAAAGGGCAAUUGUGGGACAUGUGGACCUCUACAAGGGCACUUUGGAUGGCAUUUUAAAGAGUGCCAAAACACUUUGGUGAAUGGAAUUGUGCAUUCAUCUCUGACAUAGAAAUGAAAAGGUGCAAACCCGUCCUUUUACCUCCAUUUAAAACCCUUGAGUGGCUUCUCAUUGACUCAAGGCUCCAUAUUUGACCCCUUUUUAAUUCUACAGCCUUAUCUCUGCUACCUUUAUUCUACAUUCCAAAUAUACUGAACAAGUUCUAGUACUAGAUUGUCUUUCAUUCCCAAGUUUUCACCUGUGCCAUGUACUUUGUUAGACACCCCACCCCCAAUAUCCUUUUCUCUUGGUUCCUACCCAUUCUUCAGAUCAUGUUAUUUUUUUCAUAAAGGACUUCUUGACUGUUAAACUAUGUUAUGUAUGCAUGAUUUCAUGUACUUACUCUGUCAUAGCAUUUAUUAUACUUUUAAAAACAUCUUUUUUAUGACUAAUUCAUGUAUCAUGAAAUUCACUUGGUCAAAGUGGUUUUUGGUAUAUUAACAGAUAUGUGCAACCAUUAUCACUACAGUCAAUUUUAGAACAUUUUCAUGACCUCAGAAAGAAAUCCUAUGCUCUUUAAGCUAUAACUUCCUUAGCCCCCCAGCCCUAAGAAACCACAAAUUUGCUUCUUAUCUGUAUAGAUUUGCCUAUUCUGGAGAUCUCAUAUAAAUGGAAUUAUACAAUAUGUGACCUUUUUGACUAGCUCCUUUCACUUACCAUAAUGUUUCAAGGUUCCUCCAUGCUGUGGUGUAUAUCAGUACAGGCAUACCUCAGAGAUAUUGCAGGUUUGGUUCCAGACCACCACAAUAAUGCAAAUAUCACAAUAAAGUGAGCCACAUGAAUUUUUAAUUUUCUAGUGCAUAUAAAAGUUAUGUUUGCACUAUACUGUAGUCUAUGAAAUGUAUAAUAGUAUUCUCUAAAAAAGCAAUGUACAGACCUUGAUUAAAAAAAUCAAGGUAUGAUUGCUAAAAAUGCUAACCAUCAUCUGAGCCUUGAGUGAGUCCUAAUCUCUUUGCAAUAGUAACAUCAAAGAUCACUGAUCACAGAUCACCAUAACGAAUAUAAUGGUAAUGAAGAAGUUUUAAAUAUAGUGAGAAUUACCAAAAGUGACAGACACAAAUGAGCAAAUGCUGUUGGGAAAAUGGUGCUGAUAGACUUGCUCAAUGCAGGGUUGCCACAAAUCUUCAAUUUGUGAAAAACACAGUACCUGCAAAGUGUAAUAAGGUGAAGUGCAGUUAAACGAGGUAUGCCUGUACUUCACUCCUUUUUAUGGCUGGAUAACAUUCUGUUGUAUGGCUGUAUCAAAUUUAUUCACAUUUGUUACAUUUUAUUGUACAGUUGACCCUUGAACAAUGCAAGUUUGAAUGGGUCCACUUAUAUGCAGAUUUUUUUAGUGGUUAAUAGUAUGGUACUACACAACCUGCAGUUGGUUGAAUCUGAGGAUGUGGAGGGCCAACAUAAGUUAUACAUAGAUUUUGACUGCAUGGAGGGUCAGUGUCCCUAACACUCAUGUCAUUCAAGAGUCAACUGUAAUUGCUUUUAAUACCUGUAUGUCCCAGUAGACUAUGAGUUCCAUGAAGGCAGAGUCAUGAUGUGCACCUUGCUUAUCACUUUAUCCACAGCAAAUUAUUUAUUGAAUGAAUGUAUAACUUCAUGAAGUAGCCUGUUGUCUCUGUUUAUCUAUAGAAGUUCCUGUUUGUUUUCACUCAACUGCCUCCAGCCAAAAAGUGUACCUCCCACUUCUAAUGUUCUGAAGAAGUUGGUCCCUGUUUUGGAGCUUUAUAAGGAUUCAGAUGGCUCAUGAGAGUGUCAGAGACCCUGUGUGUGUGUGUGUGUGUGUUAAAGUUUGUGUUCAUUUACUCAAUAAAUAUUUAUAUAGAUACUAGUAGAAACUUUACUCUGCUAGACAGUGUUAGAUAGUGGGAUAUAAUGGUGAAGAAGACUAAUGUGGUCCCUGCUCUCCUGGAGAUUACAUUCUAGUUGAGAGAGACAGGCAAACACAGAGAUAAUAAAUAGUGUAAUUUCAGAUGGAAGUAAAUGCUACAUAACACAGCAUAAUGAGACAGUGGCUUGGUGAUGGUGGUGGGGAACUACUUCAGCUAGGAUGGCCAGGAAAAGGCUGUGAGGAGGUGACAUUUGAGAAGAGGUCUGGAUGAUGAGAAGGUAGCAACAUGAAGAUGUAAGAGAAAAACAUUUCAGAAAGAGGGAACAGAUAUAAAGGCCCUGAAUUGGGAAUGAGCUACACAUGUUCAGGGGUUAAAAACAAAGCUGGUAUGGCUGAGUGUGGUGAAAAAGUAGAAGGAAAAAGUAGUAGGAAAUGGAACUGGAGAGGGAGGCAGGGACUAAAUCAUGUAGGAUCCUGUAGAUCAUGGAGGAAAAUUUGCAAUUAAAAGGAAAUUCACUGGGACCCCAUUGGAGAGCUUUAAACAGGAAAGUGACACUAUCCAAUUUAUAAUUUUAAAAGAUUGCUUUGGCUUCCAAGUGGAGAUUGUAGACCUAAUUCCUAACCUCAUGGGGUAGUAGUCCAGAUUUCAGCUAGGGCUGUAAUCAUCUGAAGACUUGACUGGGGCUGGGGCAUCUACUUCAAAGAUCACUCAUGUGGUUGUUAGCAGGAAGCCUCUGUUCCUCUCUGGCUGUUGGCUGGAGGGCUUAGUUUCUCAACACAUGGGCCUCUCUUCAUGACAUGGCAGCUGGCUUCCUCCAGAGCGAAAGAUCCAAGAGAGAAUAAGUCAAAGCCUUAUUAUAUACAAAAUGUCCUUUAUAGCACAGCACUGGAGGUGACAUACGUUCACUACUGCCGUACUCUAUUGGUGACACAGACUGAUCCUGAUAUGUGUUGGGAGGGGCUACACAAGGGUGUGAGUAGUGGGAGGUGGCUUUCAUAGGGGGCCAUCUUGGAGGCUGGCUACCGUAGACACUUUGUCUCUCUUGUUUAUUAUUAUUACUAUUAUCCCAACAUUGAGAAGAGUACCUUACAUAUUGUAGGUGCAUAGUAAAUAUUUUGAGUUGAAUGAGUGGGGUAAUGGAUUUAGAAUACAUAUGAAUUCAAAAUGUAUGUCUUUAGAAAAAAAGGACCAUUCAUGGAGCCUAAGUUGUUGGGGAGGGGCAUGGAAGAUGAGUACUAAGAUAAAAGUAAUUGUCAGCUGUAAAGUGUAAAAGGAAUUCACUCU
Molecule: messenger RNA, 4286 nt
Organism: Vicugna pacos (alpaca)
Lineage: Eukaryota; Metazoa; Chordata; Mammalia; Artiodactyla; Camelidae
Source: RefSeq, a predicted model, not a curated record